Monosiga brevicollis MX1 is the source of this 473-nucleotide messenger RNA. RefSeq lists its product as uncharacterized. Lineage: Eukaryota; Choanoflagellata; Craspedida; Salpingoecidae. The transcript is spliced from 3 exons. The annotation marks the transcript as partial. The record is from RefSeq and is a predicted model, not a curated record.
AUGCAACUGCCCACCGUCGCCCAGGUCAUUAUCCGCCGUGGUCACGUUUUGGAUGAAGAGGUCGAAACCUUUUCAGCAUUAAAUCUUGCCCAACAACUGCUGCUGUUGCGCGCCGUCAAGUCUCAGGCACUCAGUCAGGAUGAAGCCGAUACAGCAGCGCGCGAGCUCAAUGCACUGGUGAAACAGCCUGACAACCCUGAGGCCCAAACCGCGCUCAACCAGCGUAUGACCAAUCUUGAACACUUGGUUAAAGCUGCCGAGGAUGCCCCACCCUCUGCCCGAUUGUCUGCCGGCGCCAAACCAGCUUCUGCAGCCGACGCUGAUAUCGAUCAACUCGACAAUGUUCAACGGCGAGCCGUUUUACAAUCUGUGGCUUCGGGCGCUUUGCCAGCUGGGGAAGCUCUUGAUCUGAUGAAAGAUUACUUAGACGUGGAGCUGAAGCGGACUGCCAAGUCGGCCUCCACCACCCCAAC